Molecule: messenger RNA, 1626 nt
Organism: Fonticula alba
Lineage: Eukaryota; Rotosphaerida; Fonticulaceae
Exons: 1
Coding region: 1-1626 (541 amino acids)
Biological process (GO): fructose 6-phosphate metabolic process; glycolytic process
Cellular component (GO): cytoplasm
Molecular function (GO): ATP binding; 6-phosphofructokinase activity
Source: RefSeq, a predicted model, not a curated record
AUGCCCCUUCAUUACACUCUGGGCGCCACCCAGACCCAGUUCUCCCUCGACACGGACUCCUUCCGCGUGGAUCACCUCGGCCAGCGGACGGUCCCCUCGCCGUUGGACCGCGGCGUGGCUCGAGUGCGCGACCUGGCCGACGGUGUGCUGCUGGAUGCCACGGUCCUGCUGACCUCGGCCUCCGGGGCGGAUUGCACCAACAGCGGCACCGGCCAUUCGGUGGCCCAAACCAGCGGCUCCUCGACCGGCUACAGCCCGGAGCUGGCGGCCUCGCGCGAGGACCACGCCGUCCCCUGCUUCCUGGAGAAGGCCGGCCCGCGGGAUCAGCUUUUCUUCGACCCAGCCAAGUCCACCGCGGCCAUUGUCACCUGCGGUGGCCUGUGCCCGGGGUUGAACAAUGUCAUCCGUGCGAUUGCCCUCUGCUGCUACUACCGGUAUGGGGUUCGCCGGGUGAUCGGCAUCCCGUAUGGCUAUGAUGGCAUGUCCUUGGCUCGGCCGGAGUCUUGUCUCCGGCCGGAUGGCACCCUCGGCGGGGUGGUGGAAUUGACCCCGGCCGCGGUGAAGGACAUCCACAAGUUGGGCGGGUCGAUCCUCGGGUCGUCGCGCGGCCGGCAGAGCAUCACCGACAUGGUGGACUUCCUGCAGGCGCACAAUGUGCAGAUGCUCUUCACCAUCGGUGGUGAUGGCACGCAAAAGGGCGCGGCUGCCAUCCAUGAGGAGGCCCGUGCUCGGGGGUAUCCCCUGUCGGUGGUGGGCGUGCCCAAGACCAUCGACAAUGACCUGCUCUAUGUGGAGCGUUCCUUCGGCUUCGACACGGCCGUGGAGCUGGCCCAGAGUGCGCUGAAUGCGGCUCACGAGGAGGCCCGCGGCUAUCGCAAUGGCAUUGGCCUUGUCCGGCUCAUGGGUCGCGAUUCGGGCUUCAUUGCCCUGCACGCGGCCUUGGCCUCGGCCGAUGUCAAUGUCCUGCUGCUGCCGGAGGUCACCUUCAAGAUGGAGUGGCUGCUGGAUUACCUGGAGUCGCGUCUGCGCGGGCGCCCGGGCCAGGAUACCGCCGGCUGUGCGAUCGAGCGCCCGAACAAGGCCUGGCCCUUUGGCGAUACGCCGGCCGAUCUGGACCUGGUUCCGGAUGCGCCGGCCGGUGCCUCGGCUGCCCUGUCCAGCCAGGCCAACUGCAGCCUGCCGCACCAGCAUCCGAUCCCGAUGCAGCCGCAUUGCCUGAUUGUCGUGUCCGAGGGGGCCGGGCAAAACCUCAUGUCCGGCGAGCGUGAGCGCGAUCCCAGUGGCAAUGUUCGCCAUUUGGACAUUGGCCUCUUCCUGAAGGAGGAAAUUGCCAAGGGGCUCGACGCGCGCGGCAUCAAGACAUCCAUCAAGUACAUUGACCCGUCGUACAUGAUUCGCGCGGCCCCGGCCAACCCGAAUGAUGCGCUCUUCUGCACCCUGCUGGCGCACAAUGCCGUGCAUGCUGCCCUGGCUGGCAAGACCAACCUCCUGAUCGGCAAGGUGAACGGCGAGUUCGUCCAUGUGCCCAUCCACAAGGCGGUCGAGCAUCGCCGCAAGGUGGACGUCAAUGCUCCGCAGUAUCAGGCCUAUCUGAACAACUCGGGGCAGCCCUUCGAGCUGAAGUAA